AGUGGACUAGUCAACCUUUGACCCAAAAAAGGAAGUUGCAUGCCCAAAGAGUUGCAGUCAGUGAAGUUGCAUGAAAACUUGUGUAAACUCAGGCGUGAGGUCUAAAUUUUGGUUCCAAUUUACUUCAGAAUGAAUGGGAAACUGGUUACAAUACUUCAGAUCUCAGAUUCAGCUUUUCCAACUGGAGGGUUUUCACACAGUGUGGGUCUAGAAGCAGCCAUCAAAUUAGGCAUUGUCAACACCACAGAAAACUUCAAGCAAUUCACCGUACAGUGUAUGGAGAAUGCAGGUUCUUUCAGCCUACCUUAUGUGACAGCUGCAUACCACAGCUGCAUGGACCAGGACAGACUCACGGACCUGGACUCCAGGUGUCAGGCUUGUCUCAACAACCAUGUGGCCAACCGAGCCAGCAUCAGACAGGGGAAUUCCUUGAUUGUGACAGCAGCCAAGAUAUUCCCUGAUGAACAGAUCAGAAGAAUAGAGACAUUACUAGAACAGGACAGACUCCAUGGUCACUAUGCUGUGAUGUUUGGUUUCCUGAGUGCAGUGUUACAGCUGGACCUUCAUCAGGCUCACCAGAUGUUUGUGUUUGGGGUGCUGAGAACUAUAAUAGCCAGUGCUGUCAGGUUAGGCAAUGUUGGAACCAUUGAGGCUCAAAGAAUUCAGUUUGAGCUGCAGCAAGGUGUGGAUAACAUAAUCAGAAGGAACCUGAGGCGUGCAGUGGAGGAAGCUUGUGUGACCUUCCCCCUGGUAGACAUCACACAGAACACACAUGACACCAUGUUUGCCAAACUCUUCCACUCCUAACAUCAGGAUAUUUCUGAAACACCGUAAGACUGUAUCUGAUUAAG
Branchiostoma floridae (Florida lancelet) is the source of this 851-nucleotide messenger RNA. Its product is annotated as urease accessory protein F-like. The transcript is spliced from 9 exons. The record is from RefSeq and is a predicted model, not a curated record. Gene Ontology annotation, molecular function: nickel cation binding. Lineage: Eukaryota; Metazoa; Chordata; Leptocardii; Amphioxiformes; Branchiostomatidae. Bases 130 to 807 code for a protein of 225 amino acids.